Molecule: messenger RNA, 339 nt
Organism: Phycomyces blakesleeanus NRRL 1555(-)
Lineage: Eukaryota; Fungi; Mucoromycota; Mucoromycetes; Mucorales; Phycomycetaceae
Exons: 3
Coding region: 1-339 (112 amino acids)
Source: RefSeq, a predicted model, not a curated record
AUGAUUUUUGAACUACAAACACAAUGUGCUGCCCAUUGCGCCACAUGUGCUUCUAGCCGCGAUAAUACUCGGCUUUUGGAUAUAGCUUGCAGUAAAAACUUGUUGGGUAUUGUAUCUCUUGAAAUAUUAAAAAACUCGGCUUUCGGAAAUAGGCUUGGAGUAAAGCUUAAAUUUGUAGUAAAUUUCUUGAAAUAUGAAAGGAUUCGGCUUUCGGAAAUAGUCUGCAGCACAACUUAUUGUGUUGUGUGUAUACCUUGUUCUCAUACGGGAAUUGAGACCUUUGGCGCAGUAUCUCCUUUCCCUCUCUCAUACGCAAUCUUUAUGAUCUUGAUAGUGUGA